AUGCCAGCGUCCCCUUCGUCCACCGCCAUCGACGGCGUCAAUCUCUCGUCCGCCUUGACGGCGCUCAAAGUGUCACUGAAGCGUGACUUUGAGAGCUUUGCCCCGCCCACACCUGCCGUCUCCCCCGCUCACGGCCGCAGCGUGGCCAAGCGCAGUCGCUUCGGCUUGGAGGAACCCGAAGCGGCCGACGCCAUAGAUGGACCACGAGUCAGAACGACAGCAGCUUCGACGCCCCCACAGACGGUGAACGCGUUCUUAGCUGUCAGCAACCGCAUCAAGAUUGAGCUGGACAAGCGGCGACGCAAGGACCGAGACCGUGCCCCCAAGCCUCGCCGGCGACAACAGCUGAGCUACUUUGCCAUUGUCGGAGCUUUCCAGCGCGCUGCGCACGAGCGCAAAGUCGCGAUGCAGCUCGAGUGUGUCGUCAAGGCCUCGACCACGGACUGA
Molecule: messenger RNA, 447 nt
Organism: Peronospora matthiolae
Lineage: Eukaryota; Oomycota; Peronosporomycetes; Peronosporales; Peronosporaceae
Source: the annotation of a GenBank genome assembly